AUGCGUCUUCUCAUUCUCUCUCUAUUCAUUGGAUUCACAAUUGCUCUUGAUCUCAUCGGAAGAACUCAAUGGGCAGCGGUCAAGGGAAAACUUUUAUGUGAGGGGAAACCAGCUUCAGGAGUCAAAGUCAAGUUAAUGGAAUCUGAUAACAGUUUCUUGCCUGGAUUCUUGGACAAAGACGAUAAACUAGCUUCUUCAAAAGCAGAUUCAAAUGGAGAGUUCAACUUGAGUGGAUCCACAAAAGAAAUCACUACAAUUGAACCAUAUUUGGCAGUUUUUCAUGAUUGCAAAGACGGAAUUACACCAUGUCAACGUGUCCUCCGUAUCGAUAUUCCAAAAUCAUAUUCCAACUGGGGAAGCUCCGCCAAAAAGACCUACGAUGCUGGAAGUUUGGAACUCGCCGGAAAGUUCAAAGGAGAGACGAGAAGUUGCUUCAAUCGAUAA
Molecule: messenger RNA, 444 nt
Organism: Caenorhabditis remanei
Lineage: Eukaryota; Metazoa; Nematoda; Chromadorea; Rhabditida; Rhabditidae
Exons: 4
Coding region: 1-444 (147 amino acids)
Cellular component (GO): cell surface
Source: RefSeq, a predicted model, not a curated record